Messenger RNA from Poecilia latipinna (sailfin molly), 1615 nucleotides. RefSeq names its product zDHHC palmitoyltransferase 20b (gene zdhhc20b). The record is from RefSeq and is a predicted model, not a curated record. NCBI's taxonomy places the organism in Eukaryota, Metazoa, Chordata, Actinopteri, Cyprinodontiformes, Poeciliidae. The transcript is spliced from 14 exons. Gene Ontology annotation, molecular function: palmitoyltransferase activity. Bases 46 to 1185 code for a protein of 379 amino acids.
CGUCGAACACGCCCUGCUCCCAGUGGAACAGGGAGAGGGAGAAAGAUGGCGCCCACACACGUACUGAGAUGCUGUCAACGGGGUUUAGCCUGGAUCCCUGUGAUUUUUAUCGCCCUUGUCGUCUGCUGGUCCUACUACGCUUACGUGGUGGAGCUUUGUUUGUACACCAUUACCAUGAUGGGAGAGCGGAUUGUCUACCUGAUCUUCUUCCACGUCUCUUUCGUCAUGUUUGUGUGGUCUUAUUGGAAGACCAUCUUCACCAAGCCUGCCAACCCUUCCAAAGAGUUUUGCCUGCCAAAAGCCGAGAAGGAGCGCUACGAGAAGGAGGAGAGGCCCGAGUCCCAGCAGGAGAUCCUGUGGAGAGCCGCCUCCACCCUGCCUCUGUACACUCGCACGGGCGCCGGAGCGAUCCGCUACUGCGACCGCUGUCAAGUCAUCAAGCCGGACCGGUGUCACCACUGCUCCGCAUGCGACAUGUGUGUGCUGAAGAUGGAUCACCACUGUCCUUGGGUGAACAACUGCGUUGGCUUCUCCAACUACAAGUUCUUCAUCCUCUUCCUGGCCUACUCACUGGUGUACUGUCUCUUCAUUGCCGCCACGGUUCUACAGUAUUUCAUAAAGUUCUGGACCCUUUGUCGUAGGAAAUCGGCAGAGAACUGCCCGAAGAACGAGCUGAAUAACUCUGCCAAAUUCCACGUCCUGUUUCUGUUUUUUGUGGCGGCCAUGUUCUGCAUCAGUAUUCUCUCCCUCUUCAGCUACCAUCUGUGGCUCGUAGGGAAGAACAGAUCCACAAUAGAGGCAUUCAGAGCGCCGGUCUUCAGAACAGGCUCAGAUAAGAACGGUUUUUCUCUGGGUUUCCGGAAGAACAUCGCUCAGGUCUUUGGCGACCAGAAGCAGUACUGGCUGCUGCCGAUCUUCACCAGUCAGGGUGACGGUCUGACGUUUCCCACCCGAUUGGUCAACGCUGAUGCAGAGCAGGCGACUGUCACUCUGCAACCUGAUUCCAAUAAAUGGGCUAACAGAACUUCAUCUUACAGCGUGCCGGAGGUCUCUGUGAGCCCCCUCAGUGAGUCACAGAACCGCCUUCUGAGCAACGAGCAGCAGGCCAACAACGCCGAUGACCACCUGGCCGAAAACUUCCUCAAAUCAGAGAGUGAAACCGUCACCAUGGAGAGCGAGUCCUAACCAGGAGAAACGCAUGUCAUCUAAUGCGAUGCCUUAAAAAAAAACAACAAAAAAAAAACCCAGUCUUGUUCAUCACCAUGGCAACAGUCCCCAUAAGUGGAUUCCUCGCGGACACAUUCAGAGAAGCUUUUUGGAAACGCAGUCCACUGGCACAGGGCACCACACUAUAUUGCUUUAAUAGCCUUGGCAUUUUUGCAUGCAGUGUUGGACGGACAUCUCUUAAACACGGGUUCUCCAUCACCGCACUCGGCUCGGACGCAUUUCUCUCAUUUUGAUUUUGCAAGUGUAAGAAGAUCCACAGGACUGUGUUUUUUUAUUUUUUAUAUAAUUAUUAUUUUUGUGCCAAAAACCUCCACGAUGCACCUGAUCUCAGACGCUCCGAGCGCGCUGUAAAAUUGUUCAGCUUUUUUUUUUUUUUUUUUAACAAACC